AAUUGUGCUUCGUUUGCUUUGUUCAGGGCUUGACCAAUAGAAGUUGGUUAGCUUGCCUUGAACGCUUCCAGGUUCGGUAGACAAGCAGGCGAGACGAAGAGCUUCAUACAAGGUCCAGUGAGCUGUUUGGUCUUUUCCCAGAUCCGCCUAUCAACACGUCCUUGUUCCUGUAAUAGAAACCGAUCGAGCUGCUCCUUUCCUUUUCCUCUGACAGAAGACCAUGGAGACGGAAAUUGAUCAGCAAGAGGAGACCUCAUUUGGCAACACAGAAACUAAUGGUAAGCGUCCUGCUGAGGAUGCAGAUGAGCAUAAAUCAUUCAAGCGCUCCAGGAACUCUGAUGAAAUGGUUGAGCUGCGCAUUCUCCUGCAGAGCAAAAAUGCUGGAGCUGUAAUUGGAAAAGGUGGCAAAAACAUUAAAGCUCUUCGCUCAGAUUACAAUGCCAGUGUGUCAGUCCCAGACAGCAGUGGGCCUGAGCGAAUCCUGAGCAUCAGUGCAGACAUUGAAACUGUUGGUGAAAUCCUGCUGAAGAUUAUCCCUACAUUGGAAGAGUACCAGCAGUACAACGGCAUGGACUUUGACUGUGAGCUGCGUCUGCUGAUCCACCAGAGCCUGGCUGGCUCAAUCAUCGGGGUGAAGGGAGCUAAAAUCAAAGAGCUCCGUGAGAACACAAAGACCAGCAUCAAGCUGUUUCAGGAGUGUUGUCCUCAGUCGACAGAUCGAGUUGUGCUCGUUGGUGGUAAAAGUGAACGGGUGGUGGAAUGUGUCAAGACUAUGUUGGAGCUCAUCUCUGAAGCACCUAUAAAAGGUCGCACACAGCCGUAUGACCCAAACUUUUAUGAUGAAACGUACGAAUACGGUGGUUUUACCAUGUUCGAGGAAAGAGGCGGCGGUCGCAGACUCAUGGGAAGUUUCCCCAUGCGAGGAAGCAGGUCUAGUGGCGAUCGUGGGUACGAUCGAAUGCCUUCCAGCAGGGUGGGGCGGGGUCCGCUGCCUCCCUCCCGGCGUGACUAUGAUGACAUCAGUCCCCGUCGAGGUCCUCCUCCUCCUCACCACAGUAGGGUUGUCAGGCCAAGCGGCCGUUCUCGCAACAUGCCCAUGGGACACCCACACAGAGGAGGAGAUGAUCGUUACUAUGAUUCGUACCGUGGCUCAGAUGAAAGGUCAAAUGACAGAAGAAGCAGACCGGAUCGCUAUGGCGAUAAUAUGCCCCAACCAAAUGACCAUAAUCGCCACAUCCGGAAACACCCUAGUGGUGGAUAUGACAACAGUUCUUCCUGGGAUAGCUACCAGUCAGGUGGACGUGGCUCCUAUAGUGAUAUGGGUGGCCCUGUUAUCACCACACAAGUGACCAUACCUAAAGAUCUGGCUGGCUCAAUUAUUGGUAAGGGAGGUCAAAGGAUCAAGCAGAUUCGGCAUGAAUCUGGAGCUUCCAUCAAGAUCGAUGAACCUUUGGAAGGUUCUGAGGACCGAAUCAUUACCAUUACUGGCACACAGGAUCAGAUCCAGAACGCCCAGUACCUUCUACAGAACAGUGUGAAGCAGUACUCUGGUCACUUGCUGUAAACCCAAGGAGGCACAGAUUGGACCAGACACAGAGUGACUAUUAUUCUGGAUUGUGGAUUUUUUUUAGGUUUAUUUUUAUAUAUUUUUUUAAUUAAUUCAAUGUCCAACAUUCCUUUCCACCAAGGAAAAUUUAACCAGUAGAUUGACAUUUUUAAGAGUGUAGUACAAUAGUCAAAACUGAUUUUUCUUUUGUUUUUUCUAUCACUCAUAUCAAAAUGUCUGACUUCCUCCAGAUAGAAAUGGCUAUACAUUUUUCAUGGUUUUGUUUUCAUGCUUAAAUGUGUAUGUUUGUGUCUGCAAAUGUUUCCAUGUGUGUAUGUGCCUGUGCAGCUGUUUAUCAUAUGGCAGUGUGGGAGUUUGAGUGGUUCGUCUGACUCGUCACUCAUUUUUACUCAGCAAAAUGCUAACUGGGUCUUUUUUGUAGAGCUUUGAGGAACUUGACUUUGCUGAUGGGGUUUUGUUUUUUGGGAAUUGAGCAGCAAACGCAGAAGUCUGUUUGUAUGAAUUCAGUUGUUCUGUGAUGAACCAGAAUCUUUUGAGUAAUUUCACAAAUGUAAACAUGUUUGUAGUGAAACAUUUGUUAUAGACUUUGUUGGAGAGUUGAAAAUUUGUAUUCAGAUUUUUCUUCCUGUAUCUUAUUUUUUUCUUUUCUCUCUGUAUUUUUCCCAUAAACAUGUGCUCUUCAUUAAGUUGACUUCACAUUGUCAAAUUCUAAGACAAAUAAAGCUGAUGCCACUUUUUAUUGAACUG
Molecule: messenger RNA, 2314 nt
Organism: Oryzias latipes (Japanese medaka)
Lineage: Eukaryota; Metazoa; Chordata; Actinopteri; Beloniformes; Adrianichthyidae
Source: RefSeq, a predicted model, not a curated record